UCUAUCGAUCGCAAGGACUGUUCAGAUUUCUGAAUCUUCUUCUUCCUGAGGAAGUGGAGAGAUAAUCCGGCGGUAAAGCUAUCAAAAUGGACGUUUUGGCUGUAAUUGGAGUUUUGUUGCCAUUUCCAUACUAUUACUUGUUAUGGACUCGGCCACAAUUGUGGGUGAACUUGUGCGGAAAAUGGUGCGAGCCUUCCAAAUUGAUGGCUCAGGUAUCGGUUUUCCUCAAGCUGCUACAGUUCCUCUCCAUCCUCCAUGUCUCCUCCUUCUCGUGGCCGCCGCCUCUCUACUUCUGGCCUCUCAUGGCCUUCGGACAGUUCUUGAACUUCAGGGUCUACCAGUUACUCGGUGAAGCAGGUGUUUACUAUGGAGUACGAUUUGGGAAGAAUAUUCCGUGGGUAACAGAGUUCCCAUUUGGAUAUAUAAAAGAUCCUCAGUACGUGGGAAGCAUUUUGAGCCUUCUUGCUUGUCUUUCUUGGGUACCCUUGCAAUAUAUUCUGCUCUGGACAAUGGGAUACGUCUUCAUGAUGCAAGUUGAAUCCAAGGAAGAUCUCACAACUCGAGCAAAGCCUCAAAGUUAAAUUUGUGAGAGACUAAUCUUGGAACAGCCAAACAUUGGAUCAACAUGUGGUCUGUGGAGGCUGCUUCAAGCAUUCGUUAAUAACAUCCCCAAAAUCAAAGCUCUUGAAUUUUUUAAUGAAAUCCCGGGUUGAGUUAUAGAUGCUAUCCUCAACUUUAUGAUUUUGCCAUUACUUUGUAGAACUACUAGGAAUAAGAGUUUUUCCACCGACUUUGUGGAUUCUUCUUCAUUAUUAUGCCAAUUCUUCUUUUGGAAACUUGAAAUCUAGAAAAUUGUCUACGUUCUUUGUGAUUUA
Molecule: messenger RNA, 875 nt
Organism: Cucurbita maxima (winter squash)
Lineage: Eukaryota; Viridiplantae; Streptophyta; Magnoliopsida; Cucurbitales; Cucurbitaceae
Product: phosphatidyl-N-methylethanolamine N-methyltransferase
Exons: 2
Coding region: 87-581 (164 amino acids)
Biological process (GO): phosphatidylcholine biosynthetic process
Molecular function (GO): S-adenosylmethionine-dependent methyltransferase activity
Source: RefSeq, a predicted model, not a curated record